Molecule: messenger RNA, 3137 nt
Organism: Tupaia belangeri chinensis (Chinese tree shrew)
Lineage: Eukaryota; Metazoa; Chordata; Mammalia; Scandentia; Tupaiidae
Gene: HIC2
Product: HIC ZBTB transcriptional repressor 2
Biological process (GO): regulation of transcription by RNA polymerase II
Cellular component (GO): nucleus
Molecular function (GO): DNA-binding transcription factor activity, RNA polymerase II-specific; protein binding
Source: RefSeq, a predicted model, not a curated record
UAGAGCCUACCAGCUCCCUAGCCCUCGGCCUUGCCUGUCACAGCCUGACUGGGGACACCAUGCAGGACUGCUCUUGGGCGUCCCAGCCAGAGACCCCCCUCCCCAGACCUUUCUGAGAGCCAGGGCUCCUAGGCCACCAGGUACCUCCCCCUGCUGUCCCUUCCCCAUUGCCGGCUGACUGGGUGACCUUGUGCCUGUGCUGUCUUCUCCCCAGGUGACCAGGCAUUGAUGCACCCCCAGGAAGGCCACGCGCUCAAGGAGGCCACCCCCGCCGGCUGCUGCUCACAUGGUUUCUGGGCCCCUGGCACUCCGGUGGUGCGCGUGGGCAGGGCGUGGGGACAUGGGGCCCGACAUGGAGCUGCCCAGCCACUCGAAGCAGCUCCUGCUGCAGCUGAACCAGCAGAGGACCAAGGGCUUCCUGUGUGACGUCAUCAUCAUGGUGGAGAACUCCAUCUUCCGGGCCCACAAGAACGUCCUGGCCGCCAGCAGCAUCUACUUCAAGUCCCUGGUCCUGCACGACAACCUCAUCAGCCUGGACACGGACAUGGUCAGCUCCACGGUGUUCCAGCAGAUCCUAGACUUCAUCUACACGGGCAAGCUGCUGCCCAGCGACCGGGCCGGCAAACCCUUCGGCUCUGGACGGAUGGGGGCCGCCGGCAUGGGAAGGCCCCCACGCAGCCAGCGGCUGACCACGGCCUCCGUCAUCCAGGCUCGGUAUUCUGGGCUCAUGGAUGGGCGCAAGGGGGCUCACGCCCCCCAGGAACUCCCCCAGCCCAAAAGCUCCGACGAUGAGCUCUUCCUCGGCAGCUCUAACCAGGAGGGCGUGCACGGCCUGGGCCGGGCCGUCUGCCCCGCCGGCGGAGAGAUGGGCCUGGGCGGCUGCAGCAGCAGCACCAACGGGAGCAGCGGGGGCUGCGAACAGGAGCUGGGCCUGGACCUGUCCAAGAAGAGUCCCCCCCUGCCUCCCACAACGCCCGGCCCCCACCUCACCCCUGAAGACCCAGCCCAGCUGAGCGACAGUCAGCACGGCUCGCCCCCCACCGCCUCCGCCCUACCCGCUGCCCACAGUGCCUCUUAUGCCGAGCUGGCUCCUCCCGCAAGAAGGAGUGGGGCAAGAAGGAGCCUGCGGGCUCCCCCUUCGAGCGGAGAGAAGCAGGCCCCAAGGGCCCCUGCCCUGGGGAGGAGGGCGAGGGGCUCGGGGACAGGGUUCCCAAUGGCAUCUUGGCUAGUGGUGGCGGCGGCGGCCCCAGUGGGCCAUAUGGGGAGCCCCCAUACUCCUGCAAGGAGGAGGAGGAGAACGGCAAGGAGGGGAGCGAGGACAGUGGGCAGAGCGGGAGCGAGGGGGGCAGCGGCCACGCCGGCGCCCACUACAUGUACCGGCAGGAGGGCUACGAGACCGUGUCGUACGGGGACAACCUCUACGUGUGCAUCCCCUGCGCCAAGGGCUUCCCCAGCUCCGAGCAGCUCAACGCGCACGUGGAGACGCACACGGAGGAGGAGCUGUUCAUCAAGGAGGAGGGGGCCUACGAGACGGGCAGCGGGGGUGCCGAGGAGGCCGAGGACCUGUCGGCACCCGCCGCCUACGCCACCGAGCCCCGGCCCUUCAAGUGCUCCGUCUGCGAGAAGACCUACAAGGACCCCGCCACCCUGCGGCAGCACGAGAAGACGCACUGGCUGACGCGGCCCUUCCCCUGCAACAUCUGCGGCAAGAUGUUCACGCAGCGCGGCACCAUGACGCGCCACAUGCGCAGCCACCUGGGCCUGAAGCCCUUCGCCUGCGACGAGUGCGGCAUGCGCUUCACCCGCCAGUACCGCCUCACCGAGCACAUGCGCGUGCACUCGGGCGAGAAGCCCUACGAGUGCCAGCUGUGCGGGGGCAAGUUCACGCAGCAGCGCAACCUCAUCAGCCACCUGCGCAUGCACACCUCCCCCUCCUAGAAGCCAAAGACGCGCGCCCCGCGGCCCCCCUGGGAGCCGCGGAACCAGCCAGGAGGCCGCGGCCAGGCCGGGACCCGCGGUCCCAGCCUCCUCACACCCAGAGCUUUAAUCCAGUCCGUACCAAGGGAAGCCGAGAGGAGGGAGCCAGCGGCCCCGGCUCCGUGUGCACGCGUGUCGCUGGUGGCGUCUACCUCCCCAGCUCCCCGCCAGGGCCUCCGCAGGGCCUGUGGGGGUGGGUGGGGGUCUCGCUGGGACCUGGUCCCGUUCAGUAGGCCAGGGUGGAGAAGGGGCCCUGUGCUGGUGAGAGGCGGGGCUGCCUGCCUGCCCCCGGCCGUGUGAUGGCAUGGCGCGACCGGGCAGGGCCGUGUCCAUGCGUGCACGUGUGCUAGUGUGUGUGGGUACGGGCGAUCUUGGCUCUGCGGGGAGCAGGUGCUGGGGACGGUAGAUCCCCCUCUUUGAGCCAGGGCGGCACUGCUCAUGGGCGCUGGGACAGUCAGGGUGACCCCACCGCCUACCUCUCUACAACUAAAGAGCCCUCCGGGCCUAUGUUGCUGUUAUUCCUACUGAUCUUUCCCCCCCACUUUUGAAUUUUUUUUUUUUUUAAACCAAAACAAACAAGAGUUUAUUUUCUUCCUGGCCCCUCUGGGGCUGAGCCUGGGUCUGCGGACUGAAUGUAACAGGGGCGGCCGCCCCUUCCUCCCGUGCCCCCAGCCCUGGCCCUGUGGGGCACGUUGGGGAACCCACCUCUCCAGGCCCCAGAAGCCCUUCUUGCCCAAAGGCUUCCCUGGUCCCCGAGCCCUGCCUCGGCUGCCUCAGGAGAGAGAGAGAGCUUUUCCUAUAGUUUCCACGGAAUAUUCUUUGUUUAGAGGUACUUGUUUUUUAUUACGAGAAAAACCAGUGUAACGUUUAUGUGACUGAACUGGAAGGUCGGGGUUCCGGGGGGUGGGGGGAGGCUGGGCUUGAGGCCAGGGCCGUCGGUACUCUCGUUUUGCAUUUUCUCUGUGUGUACAUGAGUGCGUGUGUGUGUGUGUGCGCGCGCGUGCACGUGCACCGUGUGUGCGCGUGGACAGAUGUUUUCGCUUUUCCUUCCUCCCUCCCUGGACAAGGUGGGGAGGCUUCUGACCUUUUGCUACCUCUUGAAUCCGUGACAGCGCGUUGGUGACUGGCAGUGGAGGCUUCCCUCCCGUGAGCGCACGUGU